AUGGAUUUGAAACCAGAGCCCAUGAUCUUAAUUGUACAUUCUGCUGGCUCUUUGUGCAGAAAGGGAAGGGCAGGGAGUUACCGUUUUAAUAUGAUCAUCGGCGAAGGCCCCACUGAUAAAAUGACAUUGAACAAAGCCCUGAAGAAAGGUGAGAGAGAAAAUCAUGUGACUAUACAGGAAGAACUUCCAGGUAGCAACAACAGCCAGUGCAAAGGCCCUGAGGAAGGAGAGUUUCGUGUAUUUGCCCCAGAACACAGACUCCCGGCAGUUGGACUUUUAGCCACUGAGACUCAGGAUCUGAAGGAUUUUUCACUUCCCCGGUUUAUGGCUCAGGAGUUGGCAGCACCUCUUUCACGAGGGCAGCCACCAGAGCAGAGCAUUACAGAGACUACAACAUAUCCCUGGGAUGAGGGAGACCUGAGAUUUGCGCCUUUGAACUCCACGGCGCACUCAUUCUCCAGCAGCUCCGAAUCAAACCUGAGUCUCUCUGUGGGCUAUUUCCCCUGUGAGGACAACUUUUCCUAUGAGAACAUCAUCUCCUGUGAAGACACAUCUUCUGAAGGUCCUUCAAUCCACUUUGUCCCUCCUAUCCAAGGGACAUGGCGGACUGAAAACAUAGGGAGACUCCUGGGGAGAUGAGACCAAAUACAGGACGACCCAGAGCAGUUUUGCAAACUAAGAAUCACCCUGGCCUGGGAUGUUGACAUGGCCUCUAAGAAUUCAGACUCAAUGGCUAAUUGGGACCUAAGUGGAGACAACCAGUGGAUAGACAAGUAUCCCAAAGAGAAGACACAACUGACUAGCAAACUGGACGGUCUUGUGCAAAAGCUUGAGAAAUUUCUUGAGAACCAGUAAGAUGACGAAGAUGAGGACUGUGUGUUCCAUGAAUCUGUUCAGCAGGAAGACUCUCAGCUGUCUAGCAGCUCCCCUCCAGGUAUGGCUCAGGUUACUCAUCAAGAACAUGAGAGCUGUCAACACUCGGCCAAGUUCAACCCAUCAGAAAAUGAAGAUGUCAUCCAGUUUCCACAGAUUCCUCCAAGGCUUCAGAAACAGGAGCUUGCUGAAAUAAUAAGCGAGGUGACUGGCAGCCAAAGGACAAGUAUUGCAGAGACCUCCUCAAUCUCAUCAGGUCCGCAAGAGAAGGAGGACACUCACUCCAGCACACAAGCCCUCUCCUGUCUGAACUUCGGGUGGAUCUUCCGCUGGCUAAGGCACCAAGUCCUCCCUUCAUUUUGGGGGAGAGAGCACCCCAAGAAGGCCACUGAGAGCCCCCAUCAGCUAGCACAAAAGAAACGACUCUCUCAGAAGAGAAUCCAACCUCAAGAAUCCCUCAAAUUGGGCCACCCCAUAUCGCCAGAUUUUUAAAUUUUGAUAGCCCCUAUUCUACAAUCCCCAUGAGCUAUUUUUUCCCCAAUAAACAAAAUACAUAUUCUUGUUA
Aethalodelphis obliquidens (Pacific white-sided dolphin) is the source of this 1438-nucleotide messenger RNA. It is a transcript of the gene CUNH12orf71, whose product is annotated as chromosome unknown C12orf71 homolog. The record is from RefSeq and is a predicted model, not a curated record. Lineage: Eukaryota; Metazoa; Chordata; Mammalia; Artiodactyla; Delphinidae.